Molecule: messenger RNA, 4944 nt
Organism: Octopus sinensis (East Asian common octopus)
Lineage: Eukaryota; Metazoa; Mollusca; Cephalopoda; Octopoda; Octopodidae
Product: E3 ubiquitin-protein ligase SHPRH
Exons: 31
Coding region: 338-4921 (1527 amino acids)
Biological process (GO): protein polyubiquitination; DNA damage response
Cellular component (GO): nucleus
Molecular function (GO): ubiquitin protein ligase activity; ATP-dependent chromatin remodeler activity; ATP binding
Source: RefSeq, a predicted model, not a curated record
AAAAAAAACAGAAACCAGGAUCCAUCUUUAGUUUUUUAAAUGAAGUUAUCAACUUUCUUUCAGGAACCGAAUGUUACUGACUUUAGGACAAUCUUCUAAAAAAAACAAAAAAAAAACUGGAGAAACAUAACAGUGUUAUCAAUCUUUUAGUCAAAGUUUCAUCGGUCUCUUUCAAAAUCCUUUACAACUGGUUACUAGGGAAUAACCAUUAAGCUAACUAGUUGAUUUGUUAUUAAACUUACGUAAUUUGCAUAAAAGUUCGUUCGGCUAAAACUGUAAAAAAAACUUUUGGCCGUCAAUAUUAUUUCAUCAAAAUCUUUGUUGUUUAAUCCUAGAGAUGGGGAAGAGAAAGCAGGUUGUUCCGCAGCGCCGUUCAGACUUAUCAACUAUUAACUUAUUACAAGCAUCUGAAUUUAAGGCAGUUGAAGAUCAGAGAGUAAUAUCAAAAGCUAAAAAAAAUAAGAAAACUUCUUGUGAGAACUAUGCAUUCCCAAAUGAAAAAACAGAGAACUUCUUCAACUUUUGUUUAAAUUCUUGCCAUUUAUUCUUAAAGCUUCAUAUUUUCUCUGAAUUACAAACAAAUCUGAAAGGAAUGAGACUAAUUCCAAUUGGCCAUUUAAAAGUGCAGCUGUUAAACUCUGAACAAAAUUUAUAUGCACAGGAAAUUGGGUUGCCCUCUUCUGAAAUCGUCUAUUGGUAUGUUAGCAAUGAGAUUGGCUGCAGUAUGUUCUAUUUCGAAGAGACUGUUGACCAAAGGGAUAGGAAGAAUGGUUUUCCUAUUAAAGCUAAUUUCAUUCAAGUCAGCUCUGAUGUACCAGAUGUUGUAUUUACUGCAUUGAAAUGCAACCUUCUAUUAAUGCAGUGCAUUACUAUAGAUUUUGAUGCAGGAAUUGCUGAUGUGUAUGCAUUGAUAAAGGAAACUGGAUUGACUAAAUUGAACUAUCCAUCGGAAACUUCUCAAAUUAAAAGAAAUUCUGUGUUUAUUAAACAAAUAAUGAAGUACUUCUAUGACAUCCAUGAAGAAACUUUUGACAGCAGCAUUGCAACCAUUAAACCAGAUAUUGAGGAACUUUUCAAUGAGAUACAUAAGAUCCAUCAGAGGAACCCACUAGAUGUCAGUGAAGAUCUCCAACCUGCAGCAUUAAAACCAUUUCUUCGGAAUUACCAGAAAAAAUCUGUGACUUGGAUGUUGAAACAAGAAACUACAAAUUAUCAAGAAAAUGCCAAUAAGUUGCAUCCUCUCUUCACUGACUUCCAGACGUUAGAUGGAAGAACCCUUUAUUACAACAAGUAUGGUGGUUUAUUGGUUGAGAAGAGACCAGUUACCAGUAUCGCUCCUUCUGGUGGAAUUCUGGCUGAUGAAAUGGGUUUAGGUAAAACAGUGGAGGUUCUCUCGUGUUUACUUCUUCAUCCAUGUCCAAAUGAACUACUCACACCUUUUCCUGAUUACUAUGAAGUUAAACAGAAUAAUGUUCAGGAAUCAGAUACUGAUGGAAGAGAACUGAAUCGAACAUUCCAGUGCAUUUGUGGAAAGUCUUAUUCAACCGAUUUUGAAUAUGAGAUCCAGUGUGUUAUGUGCAAAAUAUGGUUACACGGAGAAUGUAUUGAUUAUGAAGAAUACAUCAAUGACCGACCUUUUCUCUGUCCACAUUGUCAAGUAGCUUCAGAGCCAGUUCCUUCUGGUGCUACUCUUAUUGUUGCCCCACUGUCUAUCAGGUAUCAGUGGCUGGAAGAAAUCAAGAAACAUGUCAAAGAGAACACUUUCAAAGUUUUUGUAUACGAAGGAGUUGGGCGACAACGUUAUAUAUCCCCUUAUAAACUGGCCUCCUAUGAUAUUGUAGUCACCACAUAUGAAACUUUAUGUAAAGAACUAAACUAUGUAGAUCUACCUCACAUGAUAUCUUCAACAGGAAAGAAAUUUCGUAAACCUAAGCGGUAUAUGACUAUUCCCAGUCCGAUGGUUGCUGUCAGAUGGUGGCGGGUUUGUUUAGAUGAAGCUCAGAUGGUUGAAUGUACCACAACUAAAACAGCUGAAAUGGCUUCUCGGCUCACUGCUAUCAAUAAAUGGUGUGUGACUGGAACACCAGUACAGAAAAAUAUUGAUGAUUUACAUGGACUUUUGCUGUUUCUUGGUCUUGAUCCUUACUGGGUCCAACAGUGGUGGUGCAAGCUGCUUUAUAUUCCAUAUUUACAUGAGAAUAAGCAACCGUUGUAUGAAACUGUGGCAAGUGUUUUGUGGCGGACGGCAAAGAAAAGUGUUAUUAAUGAAAUAAAUAUUCCUACUCAGACUGAAAUAAUGCAUUGGUUGUCAUUUUCCCCCGUGGAAGAACAUUUUUAUCGCCGACAGUAUGGAGAGUGUGUAAGGGAUGCUAUGCAGCAAUUGUCCAAAUGGAAGAAUUAUUCUGUGAAGUUGAACAGUAUUGAUAGAAAAAUACUUAGCCGUCUUUUGCAUCCAUUAAUGAAAUUGCGCCAGGCAUGUUGCCAUCCACAGGCAGUUCGGGGAGAGUUCCAUUCCAUAAACAAGAAAAUGAUGACUAUGGAAGAACUAUUGCAGUCUUUGAUAAAAAAAGGAGUUACAGAAUGUGAAGAGGCUCACAGACAAGCCAUUGCAGCACGUCAUGGGCUUGCUGGAAUCUAUAUCAUCAAAGAACAGUUGAAAGAUGCCAUAGAUAAUUACCGUCAAGUACUUUGGUCUGUACGAGAACACAAGAAUACUAUACGAACUGAUGACCUGCAGCUGCUUCAUUGUUACCACAAUUUAAAUGAGGUUUUGUCCAAAAAACCAGAAGGUGUGGCCAGUGCUCUCGAUGAUGACAAACUCCAAGAAAAGGCUGCUGAAAUUCGAAAUCGUCUCACAGAGAAACACCAGAAUUUUGUGAAAGAAGCCUUUGACAAUUGGCUUUCUUCAAAACAAAAAGCGGACAAUCUUGAGAAACAGUUCAUUAAUGAAGAAUGGUGGAUGGAGAUUCUAGAUUUUGUUGUUGACCAAGACAAAAGUUCUCAGUUAUUGAACAAGAUCCAACAUGACCUCACCUCGAUUGAUCAGAAAGGAUUUUCAAUAAGUGAUCAGAUCCAUUCUAUAGAGGGACUCAAGUUUAUUGUGUCAAGACGCCUGACAGCAUUUAUAUCUGAGAGAAGCAAAAUCUUGAAAAAAUUGAAGAAGUUACAAGGAAAAAUACCUAGUCAGGGAGAAAUUGAUGAGACUGUUUCGUGUUGUAUCAGAGCUGAAAGGAAACAUCAACAGUUUAAGUGCCAAAUGUGCCUUUUGAAAAAAGACUUGGAGGAAUAUGAAUCCUGUUUGUACAGAAUUAACCAAAGUGACAUUCUUGACUUUUCUUUAAACACUGAGGAAGGUGCAUCUGUGUUGCGGCGCCGUGUUGGUAAUUGGCGGGAAGGAGAACUGGAGAUAAUGUUGAAAUGUAUAUACAGCUACCUUCCGUUUUUAUAUCACAGUAAUCCAGACCUAGACCAACAAGCUGGUCUUCAUUUGAAGUUAUUUGAAGUUUACCGCAAAGAAUUUCCUUUGAUGAGUAAAUUGGUAUUUUGGCUGCGAGAUCAAGUACGGGUAUAUGAUGAAUUAAACAUGUGUAUCACAAGGAUGAGACUACCAUACCUGGGAGAGAAAGCAACCAAUUAUUCCAUUAAUGUGGUUUAUCAGUACGAAUUGAAAGAAAGAGAAACAAGGCUGAGGUAUGAAAAGAUAUCAGCCGACAAUGAUUUAAAGAAGAGACUUGGACAACUGUUUUACUUGCAAAAUUUAGCCAAGGAUGCUAAUCCAUCUGAAGAUUCUCCUCCAACUCAAUGUUUGAUUUGUCUGGAGGUCCUGAAAGAUAAGUGGGCUGUUUUGAUUUGUGGCCAUUUCUACUGCAUUUCCUGUAUCUAUAUCAUCAUUAAACGGUCUCAAGGCUACUUGAAAUGUCCAACAUGUCGUCAAAGCACACACUUUGACGAUAUCAAUUAUGUAUCGAUGGAGAAAUCUGGAGUGUUGGAUGAUGAUGAUGGUGUCUCGAUGAAGGGUAGUUACUCAACCAAAGUGACUGCUAUUGUGCAUUGUCUUUUAAAGAUUCGACAGAAAGAUCCAUUUGCUAAAUCCCUUGUGUUUUCUACAUGGUCAAGUGUUUUAGAGAUAAUUGGUCAAGCAUUGGCCAUGAAUGGCAUUAGAUAUUCCACUUUAUCUUCAGGGAAACAGUCCCAGAACAAUCUGACAACUUUCAAAAAUAAUCCUGAAGUUACUGUUCUUCUGCUGCCAGUUCACACUGGCUGUAACGGGUUAAACUUAAUUGAAGCCAAAUAUGUUAUAUUAACUGAGCCGAUACUUAACCCAGCCCAGGAGUUGCAGGCUAUUGGAAGAGUUCACAGAAUCGGACAAACAAUGGCAACAGAAGUGCACCGAUUCCUGAUUAAGGCCACUAUCGAAGAACGUAUGAGAUUGAUGCUAGCAUCCGCAACAAAUUACCUUGUUCCUUCAGACCGCAAUGACACAAUGUUAACUAUAGGAGAUUUAUAUCAACUGUUUCGAGAUGUUUCGACAGAAGCUGUCUUGGAAGACAAUUCAUCUUCAAUUUCUGAGCCGCAGUUAGAAUCAGAUGAUGUUGACAACACUGGUCAAAGUGCAUUGUCUGAUAUGCAGCAGAGGUGUGCAGCAGCUGCUUUAUCACGCAUUACUGAGGAACAGAGAACUUUUACGAACUGGAAUCAAAGCACUAGCGAAUGUACGACGACAUUACUUCAAGACUCUGUCACUAGUAAUGUUGGGGCCGAAAGUGGGUCCUCUGAGGUACCAACAGCUGGCCAGAAUUUAAAUAUUGACACAACCUCAGACUCUCUUUCUUUAACUCAUCCUUCAACUUCCAUUCUACAAUCACAGUCUCAUUCUAUGUCAGCAGAUUCCUUACCAGGGACAUCAUUUUCACAGAUAUAGGGACCAAUUACAGUUUUUUUUUU